AUGUCUCAGCCUUCUCUACAAACCCGCUCAUCCCUUCUGUCUCCCUACCACCAACCACUCUCUCCCACCCUUACCUCUCCGUCUCCUUCUUCUCCCAUCUCGUCCUCCUCCUCCACCCUCCAUCCCAUCUCCAACCUCUGUUACCCCCGGUCCCCGCGGCGGUUAGGAGACGACGCCAGCUCCCCGCGGCGGACCCCGUUCAGUGCAGACCUAUCGGGGGGGGGGGGUGGCCUCUCGCGUCCUCUCAGCCUCAUUAUUUCAGCACACAUCUUUGUCGGCCGAUUGGCACCUUCUCCGUGA
This is a messenger RNA of Knipowitschia caucasica, 300 nucleotides long. Lineage: Eukaryota; Metazoa; Chordata; Actinopteri; Gobiiformes; Gobiidae. The record is from the annotation of a GenBank genome assembly.